Messenger RNA from Loa loa (African eye worm), 378 nucleotides. RefSeq lists its product as hypothetical. The transcript has 2 exons. Lineage: Eukaryota; Metazoa; Nematoda; Chromadorea; Rhabditida; Onchocercidae. Bases 1 to 378 code for a protein of 125 amino acids. The record is from RefSeq and is a predicted model, not a curated record.
AUGCAAAGUAGAAUACAGAAUUUCGCUGGAGUUGCAUUUGCUCGACUGUUCAGUGCGGAACGCAUUCCGCGACGGCUACACGACCAUUUACAGAAAACAAACAAAGCGCGAAAAGGAACUUACAAUGCCAUCCGUCAAAACCAUUUGAUCAUUGCUAUGUAUUACUUAGCAAACAGCAUGAUAAUUUGUUUAAACUUUCCUGGCAAAAUAUUCCGGAGACCAUAUACCAUAAACUGUGAUAUGGAAGUAGACGACAAAGGUGAUCUUUGCCAAGAAUGGGCUAAAGCAAAUCUUUGUGAUACAAAUCGGGCAACAAUGUUUCUUUUCUGCAGGCGGACAUGUCUAUGUGUUGGUCCACCAACAAAUAUACCGCCAUAA